AUGAUUUCUUUCGUCAAGCCAUAUCUCUUGCAAAGUAUCUAUUUUUCGUCAAGACAUUUCCACUUCAAAGCUUCGACUUCCCACAUGAUGAUUAAAUCACUUUCCUUCAGCAAUCGGCAAGUCCCGAUCCCCGGCUAUGGCGCCAUGGGGCUGAGUUCAGCCAUGGGGAGCGAUUUGAAUCUCGAACAGUCUGAACCUGUCCUUUUGAAAGCAGUCGAACUCGGUUGCACAUUUUGGGAUACCGCGGUUGCCUACAAGGCCGGCGGUAACGAGAAGCUGCUUGGGGAUUUCAUCAAAAGGCACGGAAUACGUGACAGUCUCUUUGUGGCAUCGAAAUGUGGUUUUGAUGUCUUCGGCCCAAAGCGAACGGUGACCAACUCCGCCGCUCACAUCAAAGAAUACAUCGAAGGCACGAUCGAGAGGCUUGGCUUCACUCCCGACCUAUAUUACUUGCACAGAAUUGAUCCUAACACCACUCUCGAGGAGUCUAUUGGUGCCUUGGAUGAACUCCGCCGUCAAGGAAAAACAAAGUACAUUGGGCUUUCUGAAUGUUCCGCUGAAACCCUGCGCAAGGCAAACUCGAUCGCUAAAAUCGAUGCUAUCCAAGCCGAAUAUUCAGCUUUUGAGACGGUACACGAGACCAAUGGCUUAAUUGAGACAGCCAAGGAAUUGGGUGUGGCAUUUGUAGCAUUCAGCCCUCUAGGACAUGGAUGGUUGGUCGAUGACUUCAAUUUCAAGUCCCCGGACGAUUUCGCUCCUGAUGAUUUCCGACGUACAGUACCAAAAUUCCAAGGCGAAAACUUCUACAAGAACAAAGCCAUCGUUGAGGAGAUCAAAAAGUUGGCGACACGAAAGGGUUGCACAGUUGCGCAGAUUGCUCUGGCCUGGGUCGCUGCGCAGGGUUUGAUUGCCAUUCCGGGCACUACUAAAGCUUCACGCUUGGUGGAAAAUUGGGAGUCACGAAACGUUGAGUUGACGGAAGAAGAACUGAAAGAAAUGCGGCGCAUCGUGGACGAUGCUAAGCCAGUUGGAGAAAGAUUUGCCCCAUCUUUCAGUCCAUGGUUGGACACUGAGAUAUCGACGGCUUGCUAUGGCGAUGGGACGACUCCAUGCAUGUAUUUACUGUCGUGA
This is a messenger RNA of Colletotrichum truncatum, 1131 nucleotides long. Its product is annotated as putative aldo/keto reductase. Gene Ontology annotation, cellular component: cytoplasm. Lineage: Eukaryota; Fungi; Ascomycota; Sordariomycetes; Glomerellales; Glomerellaceae. The record is from RefSeq and is a predicted model, not a curated record.